Acaromyces ingoldii is the source of this 1614-nucleotide messenger RNA. RefSeq lists its product as hypothetical. Gene Ontology annotation, molecular function: carbon-sulfur lyase activity. Lineage: Eukaryota; Fungi; Basidiomycota; Exobasidiomycetes; Exobasidiales; Cryptobasidiaceae. The coding region runs from base 79 to 1269 and encodes 396 amino acids. The record is from RefSeq and is a predicted model, not a curated record. The transcript has 2 exons.
CGCGACACAGUCACCGCAUUCCCCUGUGCACCAUAUCUAGAGUCUCAAGCAGGAUCUUGCCUUUCAGUAGGCCACAGCAUGGCGACGCAAUCUCGACACGGAAAGGUCGCGGACGAGGAGGCGCUCGAAGUCAGCGUGCAGUGUCACUGCAAGCGCCAAUGCUUUGCCGUGCGCGUUCCCUUAGCUCGCUUCCCGCUCCCAGCAGAGAUUUGCCACUGUAAGGACUGCCGCCUGGCUAGUGGGAAUCUUCAGAUGGACACCUGCGAUGUCCUCGGACCGUCCGACGUCGACCUCUUCGACCUCGCGCAUCCUCCCGCAGGCCUGGGCGGGCACAGCGCCAGCGAGCACUUGACGAGGUGGUUCUGCCAGCACUGUGGAACACAUCUUGUGCAGAGCUUUAGGAAACCCGGCCAAGAGUCAUUGGGCCUGAUCUGGUCCUUCGCACGGGGCGUCAUGAACCCUGUUGCAACGCCUGACGGUCGUCCGACCUCCAAGGUCACUGUGCACCACUACGUCAACUACGCACUCGACGGCGGUAUGACCGCUACAUUCAUGCAGGAUGGAGCACCUCGGUAUAAGAACGGCCCGCCAAGCUCGGACCUAGUUGCGGCGCAUCCCAGCGAGCUCCCUUCGGAGAAAGACCUGGCCUUGGUCCGAGAAUGGAGCGCGUCAGACUCGCUUCCGGUGCGCUGCCUGUGCGGCAACGUCGACCUCGUUCUGAAGCGGCCUUCGUUCGCCUCGCUAGACUCGCUACCAGACAAGACCAAGGCUCGCCUCGCCCGAGGCCAAGACGCUGGCGCCCGGUGGAAGUUUAACUUUUGCCUUUGCAACUCUUGCCGCGUAGCUUCGGGCCAGGAUCUGAGCGCCUUCGUCUUUUGUCCGCUCACGACGCACGUCUUCUGUGCCUCGGAAGACUCCAUUGACAACAAAAGCCAGGAUCCACGGACGGGACUGAGCAGGUACGACUCCUACCCAGAGGUGCAUCGCUACUUUUGCCCGACGUGCGGAUGCAAAGUCUUCUUCUGCGCAGACGAUAGACCAGGCGAUAUCUGCGAUAUCUUCGCCGGCACCUUCGCCAGCACACCCCUCCUAUCCCUUUUGAAUGGCUGGACAUUCCAACAGACUGAGGAAGGCCCAGGGUAUUGGGACUUUGCGAGGGACAAGCAUUUUGCCGAAUCCUUCCGGAGGGGCUACUGUCCAAAUCUUACGGCGGAGGACCUCAAGACACCAGACAACGUAUUGAAGCUCGCUGCAGACUAUAAUGGCUAGGCAGUAUUUCUUUGAAGGUAUCUUCAGGAAUUUCUAUGAGCCCUUCUCGUAGAUAUAGCUGAUAAGUAAAGGUUAUUGGUGAUUUCUCGCUUCCUGCGCGACUCCCUUCGAACCCAGGGGACUGUCUUUUGUGGUCUGAUACGGAUGUAGUGGCCCUCUAAUCCCUUCGAGCUCUCCGGUAUUCGUGACGCUCUCUUCCGCUCGACCCAUCUCCAUACCUUGACCGACUACCGCUGCCAUCUGUCAUCCCGCCACUGCGCUUCCAGAAAUUCUCACGAUCAGCAGGCGCUUCACGACUGCCUCUCUGCUGCGUUGGGCUCAAGCGUUGGUGAAGAGGUAAAGAUG